AAAUAUAUUUUGAAGGUUGUUUUAUAUAGCUAAUGUGUUCAAGUAACCGGACGUUGAUGAUGGACUCCACUGUACUGCUUCUAUUGACAAUGUUCGCUGUUUUAGGUAAAGUUGUUGGAGACCGAAGACUGACAUUUGUAACGGUGGGCUGUACAAGCUUCUAUGUGACCCCAAUGACUAUUUCACGUAACGUUAACUACCUGACAAAUAAGGUCACAAAGAAGAUAAGUUAUUGGAUGAACAUCAACACUGGAUUGUUGCUAUGUUGACUUUGCUCUACUCUACCGCCAUGGUGACCGAUCCCCAGUCAAAGCCUACCCCACUGAUCGCUACCAGGAGAGCUCUUGGCCACAGGGCUUUGGACAGCUCUCGCAGGAAGGAAUGAGGCAGCACUUUGAGCUGGGACAGGUGCUGCGGAAACGCUAUCAGGGUUUUCUAAAUGACACCUAUGACCGACAUGAGAUUUCUGUGAGGAGCACAGACUAUGACCGGACCUUGAUGAGUGCAGAGGCCAACCUGGCAGGAUUGUACCCUCCCAAUGGGUCACAGGUCUUCAACCCAUCACUGGAGUGGCAGCCUAUUCCUGUUCACACUGUACCCCUGGAUGAGGAGAGGCUUUUGUCAUUUCCCAUUCCGGGUUGCCCUCGUUAUAAAAUCCUCAUGAUUGAGACUGAACGCACAGAAAAGUACCUCAACAUGACAUUUCUAUACAAAGAUCUAAUAGCGACGGUACGGGAGAAAACUGGUCUGAAGAACACCACCAUUGAGACUGUUUGGAGUGUCCAUGACACCCUGUUCUGUGAGGCAAGGCACAACAUGACCGCUCCUGACUGGGUGACCCCUGAGAUCAUGGAUGAUCUGAGGAAGCUCAAAGACUUUGGCUUUGAAAUCCUGUUUGAGGUCUACAAGCAUCAGGAGAAAAGCCGUCUCCAAGGAGGUGUCCUCUUGGGUAGCAUUGUAAAUAACAUCUCGGAGUCUGCACUUCCCGACUCCAAUCGCCGUCUGAAGAUGAUGAUGCUCUCUGCGCAUGACACCACCAUUGUGGCUCUGCAGUCAAGUUUGAGUAUCUUCAAUGGAAAGCAGCCGCCCUAUGCCUCCUGCCACAUAUUUGAACUCUAUCAGGAGGACAACGGAUCAUUCACAGUGGCCAUGUUUUAUCGCAAUGACACCACAAGAGUGCCUUACCAACUGGCUAUACCUAGCUGUGACCUCUUCUGUCCCCUGGAGGACUUUGUGCGCCUCACCAAACCAUCCAUCCCAGAGGAUUGGGACAAGGAGUGCAUGGUUGAGUCUCCUACAAAGGAUACAGAGGUGGUCAUCGGACUAGCAGUUUGUGGCUGUUUGCUCUUCCUCCUUAUCGUCCUCCUGCUCGCUGUGCUUUGUCGGCAACGUGAUCCCUCCGACGGCUACAGUCACAUUCACAAUGAGAUUGAAUCUUGACAAAAGUACAAACUCCACCAUAGGCAGGAUUCAUGGGAGAGUGAAGAUGUUGUUUGAAUGCCUCCCAGCUUUGCCCUCUGGUGGGGGAUGCAGGAAAAGGGAACACUAGACUCCUUAGUGCAACUUUUAUUUAUUUUUAAACUUUUUACAUUAAAAAAAUAAAAAAAAGAUUUUUCCUUCAAAGGGGACUGUGACCUUUCACCAAAAAUGCACAGAAACUUACUGGGGAGGACAAAGGUUAUCUAGUCAACUGUUUGUCAUGGUAAGUAUUCCUAAGUUUGUGAAUGAAGUUGGUUACUGCAUUUGGACAAAAAUUGCUUUUUUAAAUGUUUUCAAAUACUACUUGUACUCAUGGGUCCAAGUCACCUGACCAGCAUUCUUACAAAAUGUGGACCACUGGAUGCUUCAUGCUUGUUUGAUUCUCCACUUGGAGAAUAAUGAUCAUUGUGACACUGAACCCGAGGACUGCUUGUGCUUCAUUCUUUCCAAGGAACAUAUUUUGGCUGACUGUACUGCACAUUCUUCUACCAAGUCAUUUGAUAAAGAAUACUAUUAAUUUCCUCUGGUGAUUGUCAUGGUACUUGGAGAAGCCUUAACAUCAUGGUAGUCUUGGUAAAGGCUUUGCUCUAUAUGUCAGAGGCAUGUACUUCUAACAAGCCUGUCAUGCUUUGUGCCUAGGGCUGUUAGAUUCAAUUUAAGGCACAGUAGUUCAUUUAUUUGCUGAAAAAGCUACAUGUAUCUAACAGUGACUGCCCUCUUUCUGCUCUUUUAAAACUGCCUCUGAGGUUUAGACUUUUUUUUUAAGGAAUGUUAAGUUUUUUUUCUUUCCCCAAGUAAAAAAAAAAAUAUAUAUAUAUAUAUAUAUAUAUAUAUAUAUAUAAAUACUGUAUGAUACCUUUAAGUUAGUGAGUGCAGUGUCCCCCACUGAGUUCCCAUCAAACAAGUCACUCCGACCAAGGUAAAGACAGCUUCAGGUUGGAUAUUCAACGGAUAUCCGCCUGUAGUUUUCCUUACAUCCAGCAACCGCAGUUAGGAACGGUCAACCGUGACAAAUCACAUUUUUUCACAUUUCAAUAGCUCUUUAAAAUGUUCUAAUUUCAUUAGCUCCUUGGUCAUGUGACCUGACUUCAAACAAGAUUCAGAAUGUCCAAUGACUACCCUUGUAUAUUGCACACUCUUUAGUUUAUCCAUUUACAUCUCACAUGAUUUUACAUGUAAUUUUUCAAACUUUAUCAUUUCAAUUUCUCCUUGGUAAUGUGACAGACUGACCUCAAACUACUUUCAGAAUGUCCACGGACUGGUGGAGACGGGCGCCACGAGGCAUCCAGUGCGGUAAUGCGGCCGAUCCCGGAGAAGCUGGCGGGAGCCCUGGAAUGGGUUUGCCACGAGGGAGGGGCCCAAGCCCUGGAAAGCGUUGCUGUUUCGGCGGCAUUCGGUGAGCUCUCCCUGGCUCUUGAAAGUCUGGGGGAGAGGGUGUAAAUCUCACGCCGGGCAAUAUUACUUUACUAUAUCCGCAGCAGGUCCCCAAGGUGAACAGCCUCUGGCAUGUUUUAACAAUGUAGGUAAGGGAAGUUGGCAAAAAAGAUCUGUAACUUCGGGAUAAGGAUUGGCUCUAAGGGCUGGGUCGGUCAAGCUGGGGUGCGAAGUGGGGCUGGGCUCGAACCGCAGCUGGGGGAGCAGUCCCUCCGUCACCCUCCUCUCACCACCAUUUAAUUGUGUGGUCCAUCUUGUGGUCUCGCAAGGGGCUGCGUGUUGGGAUGGUGUCCGUCGGCGGACUGGUGGCGGAAACUCUGGAAGCGCGCCGGGCCCUUCUCGCGGAUCUCUCCAGCUAUGGCGCUCGCCUGCCCCACGCAUUGUAGGUGGCGAGGUCACCUCAAGUCCUAGUGAGCGUAGAGGAGACUAGACCCAAUGGCCCUGCAGUGAUAGGGCAUUGCAUGGAUCUGGCUCAUGCCCUUCGAAGUGGGGAGAGGCAUCUCCAGCUUGUCUGGGGAGGGAGGCCUACGUCUGUGGGUAGUACCAUCCAUGCCCAGGGAUUUGUAUGAAGCAGAGCAGCUCACUCGCUGCAAUCUAUUGAAAGUCAGCCCUCGAGCACUCAGGCCAUGGAUGUUGGUGUGGGGACAGCAGAAAAAAGCGGGCGGAUCACCCAGAGCCUGUUUUUGAAUGACCACGUGCACAGAGCCUGUUUCGACAGCGGGACUGUAGACGUUUUAGUAAUUCCAGGGAGUAAGCCAAGGGAAAGGGGUGUUGACCGGGUAGGGAGAGUAGGUGUGGAGGUCUGUAGUUCCAGGGAGUAAGCGAUCCACACUCGGGCCCAGGGAGAGGGCAGGCAGAGAGUAUAGGCCUAGAGACCAGGAAUCAGAGGUCACCAGGUCAAUAGGGGGCCUGCCUGGAGGUCAGGAAGGCCCAAGUGAAUAGGUGUGUGUGACACUGUCCUUCAGGGGUGUAGAGCAGGCAACUUAAUGUAAAAUCGUUUGAGAUGAAAAUGGACAAACUGAAGGGUGUGCAAUGUGUAGGCCCACUGAGUGUACAUUCUGAACCUUGUUUGAAGUCAGAAGGUCACAUGACCAAGGAGCUAUUGAAAUUCAAAUGUAAAAAAGGUUUGUACAUUGUUUACGCCCCCUAACUAAUUCAACUAGGAAUACAAAAUGCUGCUCACACAUGUUUAUUAGCUUUGCAAAGUGAAUUAAUGUCCAAAUUGUGAAAAUAAGACCUGUGCUGUAACACAAAAUCUAACCAUGAAUAAAAGUCCAAUGUUGGUAGUGACUGCCCAUUACUGCUUAACAUUUAUUAACCAUUAUUCAUAUUACUUUACUAUAAUUUUAAUUGCUCCGCACUACCUGUAAUUUAAUUUGCAUGUGUUCAUCCCAUUGUGUUUUCAUGGGCAAUGAGUAAUUUAUAAUAGGGCCUAUUGUUUAACCAGACAUCUGAUUCAAGUUGUCCAACUGGUUUUUGUAGACAUCAUGGCCCCAAUAAUCAUGUCUCCAUUUUAUCACAUCGCUACGUGACGGACUGGAGAGUAAUUCUUAUCUGUAAUAUUUUGUGUUAAAUCAUGAACAAUUGGUUUCACCGUAGUGCUUGAAUUAUGCGGUUUAACAUAAAAUCAUUCAUGUCCUGAUAUGCUGGAAAUUAGUUGAAAUUAGUUGAAUUAAGAAUUUUUUUGCACUGGGAAUUCGCAAUACUUUAUGAUUUGAGUCACUGUUUGCAUGUGGAUUGCUUAAACUGCAUUUUGAGUUGUCUUAUCAAUAAUGUUGUUUUUAUUGCACCUUUUCAAUAAAUUCUUCUGUAAUAAAA
Molecule: messenger RNA, 4731 nt
Organism: Oncorhynchus kisutch (coho salmon)
Lineage: Eukaryota; Metazoa; Chordata; Actinopteri; Salmoniformes; Salmonidae
Product: lysosomal acid phosphatase-like
Exons: 12
Coding region: 382-1440 (352 amino acids)
Biological process (GO): lysosome organization; dephosphorylation
Cellular component (GO): lysosome
Molecular function (GO): acid phosphatase activity
Source: RefSeq, a predicted model, not a curated record